AUGUCUAAUUCGGUAUUUUCAGUUAUAUCGCGUUUUGUGGAGGAGUACAGGAGCAGCACACCGAAUAAGCUGAAGAUGAUCGACGCGUAUCUGCUGUACAUUCUGCUGACCGGAGUGUUCCAGUUCCUGUACUGUGUGCUGGUGGGAACGUUUCCCUUCAACAGCUUCUUAUCUGGAUUCAUUUCGUGUGUGGGAUCCUUCAUUCUGGCUGUCUGUCUUCGCAUCCAGAUCAACCCUCAGAAUAAAAGAGAUUUCCUGACCGUCUCUCCUGAGAGAGCCUUCGCUGAUUUCCUCUUCGCUCACACCGUUCUGCAUCUAGUGGUCGUCAAUUUUGUUGGCUGA
This is a messenger RNA of Sinocyclocheilus grahami, 342 nucleotides long. Its product is annotated as dolichyl-diphosphooligosaccharide--protein glycosyltransferase subunit dad1. Gene Ontology annotation, biological process: protein N-linked glycosylation. Lineage: Eukaryota; Metazoa; Chordata; Actinopteri; Cypriniformes; Cyprinidae. The transcript has 2 exons. The record is from RefSeq and is a predicted model, not a curated record. Gene Ontology annotation, cellular component: oligosaccharyltransferase complex; membrane. Bases 1 to 342 code for a protein of 113 amino acids.